Paramecium sonneborni is the source of this 1524-nucleotide messenger RNA. NCBI's taxonomy places the organism in Eukaryota, Ciliophora, Oligohymenophorea, Peniculida, Parameciidae. The record is from the annotation of a GenBank genome assembly.
AUGUAAGUAAUUCUUAUAGCAAUCCUAUCCUUGAUAACAUUUGCAGCUUAUCUGUUAAUAAUAAAGCCUUUGGUUCCUUUGCUUUUAUUAAAGAUAAAAUUAGGAGAAAAAGCGAUAUUCAUGUUUUAUCCAUUAUCUGGUUUUAUCGGUGUAUUUAUGAAAUCGAUAAAAUCUAACCAUGAUGUUAUGCAUACGAUUAACAAUGCUCUAAGAAAAAAUCCUUCAGCCAAAGUCAUUUUAUCUAAUUAUUUAAACAAACCUUGUAUCAUGUUAACAGGAUCAGAGUAUAUUAAGGAUACAUAUCUAGAUCAUCAUGAUUUUGAAAAAAUAAAUCCUUUUAUGAUUCCUUCAUUUAUAUAAAAAGGAUUAGUGAUGAGCGAAGGUGAAAGUUGGAAAAGAUAGAGAAAGUUUUUAGGCUCAGCUUUCACAUUUGAAAAAUUAAAAUCAAGAUUACCUAUGAUGAAUUAAGUUGUAUAAUAGAUAGCAGAAAAGGAUAAUAAGAGUCAUCUGAAUGACUUUAUGUCAAGAAUAACAGGAGAAAUAGUAAUUAAAAGCUUUUUUGGUGAAUUAGCAGAAGGGUUCUAAUUAGAAGGCAAAGAUGCAUAGGUAGCGUUAAUAUAGUUAACUGGAGAAAUUUCUAUAAUGCAUAUGGAAAACAUUUAUAUUUUUAUAAAAUCAUUAUUAUUUGAAGAAAGAAUGUGGGAGAUAUUUCCAUGUAAAAAGGAGAAAGAAAUUGUAUAAAGAGUUGAUAAUGUUAGAACGAAAAUUAAAGAAAUGAUUUAGAAAAGGAUUGAAUAACUAAGAGAAAACCCAAUUCAAGAUUAAGAUAAAAUGGUGUUCUUAGAUCUAUAUGUUACUGAAUAUUUAAAAUAAUAAGGAUAAAAAGAAUAAUAAAUAGAUAUUGAAGAGAUAUUACAUUAAUUCAUUACAUUAUUUUUUGCUGGUACAGAUACAACAGCUACAACAUCUGGAACUUGCUUAUAUUAUUUAGCCUAAUAUCCUGAAAUUUAAAAUGAAAUAUUAGAAGAAAUUUAAUAGGUUAUUGGAUAAAAUGAUAUAAAAGAAGAACAUUUGAAUAAGUUAAUUAAAACUAAUGCUUUAAUUUAAGAAGUAUUAAGAUUAAGAAAUCCAGCAUUUACUACUCUUUUUAGAACUGUGAAACACGAUAAAUAAGUUCGAGAUAUAAAACUUAAAAAAGGUUGGGCAAUAGUAUAAAUGUAAAAUUCUAGCAGUAUAUAAGAUAAUCAUUUUGAAAGUGCUUUGGAAUUUAAUUAUAAAAGAUGGUUGAAAAAAGAAAAUGUAAUAAAAAAUGAUAAUGGUUUUAUUCAUAUUCCUUUUGCAGCUGGACCUAGAAAUUGUAUUGGAUAACAUAUGGCUUUAAUGGAAGCUAAAAUAAUUAUUGCCUUAAUUCUUAGAAACUAUAAAAUUAUAAUCAACCCUCAAGUUUCAUAAAUUAAAUUUGGAGUCAAAUUUUUAUAAUGUGUUGAACCAGAUAAUUGCUUAGUAUUUUAAAAAAGAAUUUGA